This is a messenger RNA of Candidozyma haemuli, 1038 nucleotides long. It is a transcript of the gene PDR16, whose product is annotated as phosphatidylinositol transporter. The record is from RefSeq and is a predicted model, not a curated record. Gene Ontology annotation, molecular function: phosphatidylinositol transfer activity. The transcript has a single exon. Lineage: Eukaryota; Fungi; Ascomycota; Pichiomycetes; Serinales; Metschnikowiaceae. The coding region runs from base 1 to 1038 and encodes 345 amino acids.
AUGCUUUUUAAAAAGGACAAGAAGGAGAAGGAACCACAGGAAGUCGACCUGGACGUGACUCACGUGCCGUUUGUGGAACCGGCUUCGGAGUCUAGAGUACCCGAAGAGCACAAGCUUACGGCUGAACAGAAGGACAAGUUCCUGAAGGUGUAUGAGCACUUUGCUCAGGACGGGUUUACCGUGGCAGACUCAGAGGAGGCCCAUAAACACAAGGAUAAGUCUCAUUUCAAGCCGUUGACCGAGGACGAGAAGGCCUGGUUGACGAGGGAGUGUUUCUUGCGGUACUUGAGAGCCACCAAAUGGAAGGUGGAAGAUGCUGUUUCGAGGAUUGAAGGAACGCUUGCGUGGAGACGUGAGUUUGGCAUUGCCGGCAACUUUGAUCUGGAAAACGAAGUCAAUGGCACACUGGUGGCCCAGGAGAACGAGACCGGUAAGGAGGUUAUCCUAGGCUACGACAACGACGCCAGACCAUGUCUUUAUUUGAAGCCCGGCCGUCAAAACACGAAGACGUCGCAGAGACAAGUCCAGCACGUCGUUUACAUGCUUGAAAAAGUCAUCGACUACAUGCCCGCCGGCCAGGACUCUUUGGCCUUGUUGAUUGACUUUAAGGCAUCUCCUGUGGGCACACAGAACAACAAGAUUCCUCCAGUCAGCACAGGAAGACAGGUUUUGAAUAUCUUGCAGACACACUACCCUGAAAGAUUGGGCAAAGCCCUCUUGACCAACAUUCCAUGGCUCGGCUGGACCUUCUUGAAGAUUAUUCAUCCGUUUAUUGACCCUCUUACAAGAGAGAAGUUGGUCUUUGACCAACCGUUCCCAGACUAUGUGCCCAAAGCGCAGUUGGAUAAGGAUUUUGGCGGUAAGGUCAACUUUGAGUAUGACCACGACAAAUAUUGGUCCCAGAUGAUCAGCAUCGCCGAAGAAAAGAAACGCAAGUACGUCAAGCGGUUCGAGACUUUCGGCUCCCGUGUCGGUUUGUCUGAAUAUGACUUGAGAGGCGACCACGAGGAGUUGAGGUACCAACCAGGCCUUGCAUAA